AUGACAGCGCGGGGAUUGCGCGGGGCCAGUAGCGUUGUGCAUGUGUGUGUGUCUGUUCUCGAACUCGAGGAGGAUGCUGCAAGAGACGACGGCAGCGAUGACGAUGAUCUCAGUUAUGACACAAUGACGUGCAGCUGGCUAAAAAUUAGAGAAGGGGUGACGUCACUGCGCGCCGUCUACAUACCGGAACGAGCAACCCGGGACGAACAAAGGCCCAGGGGCCAGAGCCCUUUGGCCAACUGCAGACACGGAGAUCAGACCAAUGUCAGGAUCAGAAGGGAACCAGGGGUCAGGCCCGAUCUCCCCUCUCCUGCUCUCUGGCUGCUCGCUGCUAAUUCGUCACCCACGACCCAUCCCAACCCCCGACCACAACCGAAGUUAAAUACCCAACUCCACCAGCUCGGCUUGCUCCCCUUUUCCCCUUUCUUCACCAUUACCUCCGCAGCCUCCGCCAUCGAACAAGCCGUCGAACUUGGCUUAGUGGGCCUCCUGACACGACCUGUUCUCAACGCUGUAUACACCUCCACCUCCGACGUCCACGACCACCAACAACAGACAACCGACGACGACGACGACGAAGAAGAAACAGUCGUCUCUUCGCAGAUAGCGAAGCACCCAGAACUCCACACUCAGCAGUCCCGCCGCUCUCUCCACCCCCAGCAGUACGAAGCAGACGGAAUCGAUAUGGCGACCGCGACUCAGUCAAGACCGCAGGGUAUGACGUCUUCAGCCCCGGACACGAAACGCUCCACCUCCGGCGGCGGCUACAACACGCCUGGCGGAACCCGCAUCGACGGUCUACUCACCGACGGCGACAACAACAGCACCCGCUCCGGCGGCUACUUCACGCCCAGCCUCGGCAACAAGCUCGACGGCACCGACAAUGACGGCUACUACAACGCCUCGGGCGGCAAGUCGACCCCGAACGGAGUCGACCGCCACAACUCGUCCCAGAACUAUCAGAGCAACUCGUCUCAGAACUACCAGAACGGACACCACGACGACGACGGCUCGCUCUCCAAGGGUAUCAACUCGAUCGGCGCCAGCGGACCCAACGGCUACAACCGCUCGGCGUCGUACAGCUCCAACAAGCGCCCUGGAAUGAACGAGCAGCCUUCUCGCUCGUACAUCAAGAACCGUGACAGCGACAACCACCCCGGCACCGGUACCCCUCCCGGCAACCAGGGCAACACCACUGUUACCACAACCUUUGUCGAGUUUGACGACACGACUCCCAGCGUCACCGGCGGCCCCACGGCCACGACUGGCGCGACUGGCACGAGCACUCCAGGCACCACUGGCCACACUGGCAACACCGGUACCACGAGCAACAUCGGCAACACUGGCACCACUGGCAACACCCGCACGACCGGCACCACUGGUACGAGCACUCCUGGCCAGCCGGGUACUGCUGGUGGCUUGGCCGUCCCGACGACUGGCCAGAGUGGCGCCAACACGCCCGGCGCUCGCAGCGGCCAGAGCUUCCAGAGCGGCACCGGUGUCAUGAGCGGUCCUGCUGCUGGCGGCUUCUUCCCAACCGGCGCGAACGCCCGCGGCACGACUCCGACUCCCCAGACGCCCCAGGGCCAGGGCCUGAACAACUCGGUCAACGACAACUACGUCGACCGCCCGGGCAACCAGCUGCACCACGACGAUGACGACGUUUUUGGUGUCAACAACGCUAACAAUGCCAACAACACCACCAACAAUGUCAUCACCGGUACCAACGGCACCAGCGGCAUCAGCAACCGCGACCUCGGCCCGCAGGAGACGCUUGGCAACGUGCAGAAGCGCCCUCAGCACCGCCACGCCAACAAGAGCCACGGAUCGCAGUACAUGAUCGUUGAGAACUUCCCGCGCCAGGACUCGCGCGCGACCACCCCGCGCCCCGAUUACACCGAGUCGGCCGCGCACUGGGACCCCGCCGCCGGCGCCGUUGUUGAGCGCAGCACGCCCCAACACGAGUACCCGCCUCACAUUGACCACGACGACCACCAUGACCAGCUCUCGCCCACUCAGGACCGCCGUGGCAGCCAGCACAAUGGUCUCCGCAACGCUGGCGCCGCUGCCCUCGGGGCUGGUGCCGGUGCAGCUGCCGGGCAGCACUUCGCAAACCGCGACCAGCAUGACCACCGCGACAACCAGCCGUACACUGACAGCCGCUACCAUGACGACGGUUACGGUAACGACCGUAACUACGGCCCCAACGACCGCAGCUACGGCGGCAACGACCGCGGCGACACUCGUGGUGUCAACUUCCACGAUGGCGCGGCCCCCGGCCAGCGCCUGCCCCAGACUGACGGCCGCGACUACAGCGACCGUCAGCGUCAGUCCCAGCUGCCUCAGCAGCGCUACCCUGACUCGCAGCAGUACCAGGACCAGGGCCGUGGCGGACCCACUGUCGCUGCCGUCGGCAUCCCUGGCCAGAGUGGCCGUGACAACUACGACCAGGACCGCCGGUACGACUCGUACAACGACCAGUCGUCUCGCCCGCGCUCGCGCCAGACGAGCUUCCGCGACCGUGACGACUACCGCGACGUGCCUUCGCGCCAGCAGUCGCAGCGCGACACUCUGCCCAAGUCGCACAGCGACAGGAACAACCUGGCCGCGGCCGCCACUGGUGCCGGUAUCGGCGCUGGUGUCGGCGCCGGCGUCGGCAGUGGUAUGCGCCGUUCUGCCUCUGCGGGCUCUGGUCUGAUCAGGGGUAACCGCGACCGUCGCGCUAGUGGCGGCGGCGGCUCGAUCGGGCACGGUAGCAUCAACCGCCCCUCGACCGCCGAUGGAUACAGGGACCGUGACCGUUUCCGCCGCGGCAACAACGGGUACGACGACCGCCUCCCGCCCGUCGAGGACUACGAUGAGGACGACGAGGUUCGCGGCCUUGAGCCCGGCCAGAUUGUCACGCCCUCGCGCCAGCGCGCCCUCCAGUCCUCGACUGGUCGUGGCGGCGGUGGUUCCGACUACGACAGUGCGUCGCAGCAGCCCCGCUCCCGCUCCGCCUUCGGCCACCGCCCCCAGCCCGGCGGCCAGAACGGCUACGACGAGUUUGGCGCCGAGGACGACGGCUACGGCCGUGCCCCUACGCGCGCUGGCACUGUCCGCUCCACCCGCUCGCGCCGUCCGGGCACCUCGAUGUCUGGUGCGCCGCGUCGCGGCGCCUUCGGCCAGGGUGCUGCCCUCUCGACGGGCACGAACCCGCACGACGUUCUGUCCAGGCAGGACCUGCACGAGCGCUCGUCGCUCGCCGAGCGUGCGCUGAGCCCGAACGAGCUCAAGCGCCUGCAGGGCAUGGAGAAGAAGGACGCGAAGCGUCUGACCAAGCUGAUGAAGGAGGAGGAGCGUGCGCAGUCCAAGUCGCUGCACCAGGCAAUUGCGGACAUGAAGCGCUUGACCAAGCUGCAGAAGGAGGCGAUUGCGGCCGAGUCCAAGUCGCAGCGCAACCUCGCCAAGUGGACGAGCCGCGAGCACAAGGCGCGCCUCCACUUCCUCAAGGAGAAGGAGCGGUACGAGGCCAUCGAGGCCAAGCUGCGCAACGCCGAGAACGACUUUGAGGAGCGCCGCGACCACGCCUACGGCCUCACGGAGCAGGUCGCCGAGCGCAACCAGGAGAUCGACGACAUGCGCGCCCUCAAGGCCGCCGACGACCGUGAGCGCGCCAUCAAGCGCACCACGCUUAAGCACCCAGGCCACGCCUAA
Molecule: messenger RNA, 3696 nt
Organism: Trichosporon asahii var. asahii CBS 2479
Lineage: Eukaryota; Fungi; Basidiomycota; Tremellomycetes; Trichosporonales; Trichosporonaceae
Product: DNA binding protein Ncp1
Exons: 4
Coding region: 1-3696 (1231 amino acids)
Source: RefSeq, a predicted model, not a curated record